This is a messenger RNA of Ornithodoros turicata, 6411 nucleotides long. RefSeq names its product cell adhesion molecule Dscam1-like. Gene Ontology annotation, biological process: cell-cell adhesion. The record is from RefSeq and is a predicted model, not a curated record. Lineage: Eukaryota; Metazoa; Arthropoda; Arachnida; Ixodida; Argasidae. The transcript is spliced from 27 exons. The coding region runs from base 220 to 4698 and encodes 1492 amino acids. Gene Ontology annotation, molecular function: protein binding.
UUUGGCAGCCAACGUGCACUAUAACUCUACGUGAAGAAGGCAUCAUUGGCGAAGCGUGCUAUGAUCAACCGUGCACCGGCGUUACCGAAGCGUCAACUUCGAAAGAGAAAGCGUUAGGAAGACAGUAAAAGGCUUUGGCGGCGUGACCUUCGACUGAAACAUUGUGACGGUCCCUCUCUUAUUGUGAAUAGCUCCGGAUGAUGUUCUCGGGAACAUAGCAUGAGCCAGUGCGCCCAAGUUUGUGCGAUGCCUGUCUCACUCCUCCUUUUCGUAGGCUACUUCGUGAUAAAUCCAGGGGCAUCGCUGAGCGUCGAAGGUCCUCGAUUCGUCCGUGAGCCCCCAGCUCGGGUACACUUCCACAACAGCACCGGUGUAGUAAUACCAUGUACGGCACGUGGCCAUCCUAACCCCGAUGUUCGAUGGAUCUCCCUGGACGACGGGCGCCAAGUGACUGACGUCCAUGGACUUCGCCUUGUACAGUCGGAUGGAGCGCUUGUCUUUCAGCCAUUCCGAGCGGACCAGUAUCGACAAGACGUUCAUACUGCGUCGUACAGGUGCCUGGCAUCCAACCGGGUUGGGACCAUCGGUAGCAGAGACGUGCAUGUGAUGGCUGUGGUACACCACAGCUAUCAGCCUGUUGUCUACGACGAGUUUGUCAUCUCGGGCAAUACAGCUGUGCUGCGGUGCAGUGUACCCAGUUUCGCGAAGGAACAUCUCAAGUUCGUCUCGUGGCAACGGGACGACGGGCUCGUCAUCACGCCGAACCUCGACCGCACAAAGUACAGCGUGCUGCCAAGUGGUGAACUAUACAUCAGAAAUGCGGGAUCCACAGACAGACUUCGAGCGUACCAGUGCAAGACUAAACACAAGUUGACCAACGAAGUCGUCAGCAGUACGACACCCGGACGUCUCACCGUGCAAGCUCCGCAAGGUGCUGCUUCGCCGAAGAUAACAGAUAGUCGCCCUUUUGUGCAAGCUGAAGAGGGGCAAGACGUAGUGGAACUGGCUUGCGCUGCUCAAGGUCAUCCCCCACCUACCUACCGGUGGUACCGUGAGAUUGAAGGUCACCUGGUAGAUUUGAGCGCAGACCCACGUGCUGUCCAAGCCCAAGGUUCCAUCUUCUUAGCGAGACCUCGCGUAAAUGACAGUGGCCGGUACUUCUGCCUGGUCAACAAUAGUGUUGGAGAAGAGCAAGUACGGACCAUCCUCUCCGUUACAGCCCCCUUGGAAGCGAACCUCCUCCCACCGAUCCAGACAGUUGACGUGGGCCAGUCCGUCGCUUUCAACUGUUCCGCCAAGGGUCAUCCCAUACGCUCAGUGAUUUGGUACAAGAACCAACAUCCCCUGGAGCCUUCUACGCGCGUCUCCGUGUUACCGCCUGGAUUACUUCGCAUUGCAUCGGUGCAGCGUGAUGACACUGGCAUGUACCAGUGCUACCUCAACAACGAAGCGGAUUCUGCGGAAGCUGCCGCGGAGCUUCGUCUCGGAGAUAUUGCGCCCCACUUCUUGUGGACCUUCACGGAACAAACAUCGGACCCUGGUGCACAUGCCUCCCUUCGGUGCGCCGCUGCCGGAAGCCCUCUUCCUCAAGUCACUUGGACAUUAGAUGGAGGCCCCGUACCGGAGUUCCUCCGCUUCCGCGUCGGUGACUUCGUUACCGCCGACGGCGUCGUAGUGAGCUUCGUCAACGUCACAGAACUCCGAGUCGAAGAUGGUGGUGAAUAUGCUUGCAUGGCAAGCAAUGCCGUGUCUGACAUUGUGCAUCGGACGAGGCUUAAUGUUAGGGGUCCCCCUGUGAUCAGGCGCAUGUCGAACGUGUCUGUGAUCGCUGGAACUACUUUAAAGGUUACGUGUCCGGUGGCAGGCUUCCCGAUUCAUAGCAUUUCGUGGAUGAAAGGAGAUUCUCUGCUCCCUAUCAACCACCGUCAACAGAUCAGUCAUGGAACUCUUUCUGUGCAUAACGUACAGAGAGCCUCUGACGAAGGCCAGUACUCGUGCAUAGCUCGAAGCAAAAACCUCACAGCAAAGGGUAGUACCUUCAUCGACGUGCAAGUUCCACCCGCCAUCGACACACAAAUGCUGCCCGAAGUACUGACAUCCAGUGAGGGCAUGAACGUCAAGAUGCUGUGCAGCGUCGUGGAAGGAGAUCCUCCCAUUUCUCUGAGAUGGACGAGAAACGGUCACGUGGUCACGCGAAGUUCGUCGGUGUCGCUGCAAAGUCUGGAAGAUUCUUCUGUGCUGACGUUGAAGAAGGUUUCAGCCCGAGACAAUGGAACCUACACGUGCGAGGCUUCCAACCGAGCUCUCACUGUCAACAGGACGGUUAACCUGAUUGUGAAUGUUCCACCUCGCUGGACGCGGGAACCUUCCAACUCGGCUGUAAUACGAGGAGAUCGUGUGGCGAUACACUGUGUUGCCGACGGGUAUCCGAUGCCAAGAAUUGAGUGGAAGAGAGCGCAAGGAACCGAACCGAGAAACUUUCACGUCAUGACUGGGAGCUACCGUAUCCACGUGCACACCAACGGCACCCUUCUGGUUCACGACGCUGAAAUUCGUGACGCGGGCUACUACCUCUGCCAGGCUCACAAUGGCAUCGGCGUUGGUCUCAGCAAAGUCAUCACGCUCUUCGUCAAUGUGCCUCCCAGCUUUGCGACAAAGUUUGCGAGCCAGAAUGUAAAGAAAGAGCAAGAAGCUAUCUUGAAAUGUGAAGCUACCGGGGAUCCGGACCUGGUCAUUUCCUGGGAAAAAGACAAACAGGCUCUCGACCUUACGUUGGAGAAGAGGUAUACACUGACUGAAGAACCUUCCGAAGGAAAGCUCUCAUCAACCUUGACAAUAACCGCAGCUGAAAGACAGGAUGGAGCUCUGUACACAUGCACAGUGAGAAAUCCAUACGGCUCGGAUGAAACUAAUAUCCAACUUCUUGUUCAGGAGCCUCCGUCGCCACCGGCAGACCUGCAAGCCGUGAAAGUGAGCAGUCGCACUGCGGAACUUACCUGGUCGCCCUCGUACAAUGGCAACAGUCCAGUCAAGAAGUAUCACGUGUAUUACGUCAACACAACAUCUAGUUGGGAUUCCACUGGUCGUUCAGCCCCACAUAUUUCGGUUCUCGGAACGGAAAAUCGGGCAACCCUCCACAAGCUAUCCCCCAUGAUGAAGUAUAAAGUUCGUAUCAUCGCGGAGAACGCGCUGGGUCACAGCGCUCCCAGCGACAUUGUGGAAGUUGCCACCAGCGAGGAAGCACCAGGUGGACCACCUCUUCAUGUGAAGGUUGAAGCUACAGGAUCGCAAUCACUCAAAGUGUCAUGGGAGCCACCAAGAAAUGAUCUGCACCACGGCAAAAUCCAAGGAUACUACAUCGGUUACAAGGAAGUGAACAAGGGCAACGUGGAAUACCAGUACAAGAACGUCGAAGCCCUGGACGGUGACCCGACUUCUCGCCGUCGUCACAUGAGUCACCUGACCAACUUGAAACGGAAAGCAACGUACACGGUCAAAGUUCAGGCGUACAACAGCGAAGGGGCUGGUCCCAUGUCAGACGACAUCAGCGCAACUACGCUCGAAGCUGUGCCACCAACUUCACCUGAGCUGAUGUUCAAAAGCAGUACUGCAAGUUCAGUGACGGUGGAAUGGGAGAGAUAUCAAGAGGACGUCGCUGUGAAAGAUUACCUUCUCCACUAUCAAGUAGAGGGAGGUGAGUGGCAGCAAAAGUCGGUGAGAACAGACAGCAACAAAUACACGUUGGACGGCCUCAAGUGUGGUUCCUUGUACAGUCUUUACAUGACUGUAUCCAACAGCCUUGGCACAGCAGAACCACGCGAUGUCAUAUAUGCACGAACAAAAGGAGCAGCACCUGUUUCAUCGAAGCAAGAAGAACUGGUCGUGUUGAACGCCACAUCCGUCACCUUAAACCUUGACACGUGGCAUUCGGGCGGUUGCCCCAUCCAUUACUUCGGAGUGCAGGUUCGACCGGCCUUUCAGAAACAGUGGAAAUCUAUCUCGGAACGAAUCCCUGCGCAACAGCGUCGGCUGGAACUUCGACAUCUGUCACCAGGAAAAGAAUAUGACCUCCGUGUGAGCGCCUACUCCGACGCAGGGACAACGGAGGCAGACUUUACAUUCCGGACGCUCAACAGGUCGCAUGUGGCCAGCAUGAGUUCCAAUCACGGUACGUCUCAAGUUCAGCAAAAUGGGGACGAUACUCCACUGUACCGGAACUUGUCUGUGUUGCUCCCUGUGGCUGUGUCCAUCAUUGUUCUGGUGGUCGUCAUCGCGUCCGUCAUUGUCUGCCUUCGUCGACAGAACGACAACUAUGGGACAACAGGACAAGUGGAUGAUAAUCAUACGGAAGAACAACUGCGCAAGUGCAGCGGAAGCAUAGACAGCGUUGGCCUCUCGGAAUUCUGCAAGAAGCAAGAAACUUACGUGAAAUCUCCUCCUUCGUACUACGCAUCACCAGCGAGGAAACCCGUGCCUAUCGCGUCGGCAUCCAAAAGAGGUCGACGGGACGAAGGUCACGAGUACGCGGAACCGUAUGCUGCUCGACAGAUACAGCAACGGCUAAUGGAUGACGUAGAAUGUACAGGAAUGCCACUCUCUUACCACUCCAGGUGUGAAGGUGGCAACUGUACAACUCUAAAGCGAAGUCCACCGAGGCAUAGUACACACGCCGCUGGAUUCUGUCAAGAAGUAUCUUGACAGUGGGAGCACCGCGACAUCGGCGCGGUCCAAUGCCUUGUGUAGAGCAACAGAACGUCCGUAUCGGAAAGGACAGCCUUGAAGACAACAGUUCCACGUUUGUGAAGAACGAGACCACGCGACCAUCUGUCGCAGAGGACCUUCAGAGCAAGGGAAGUACAGUACGACAGCGGCGAACCGAGAGUGAAAUUCCAGUUCCUGUGAAAGACUUCCGCGUUUCAGGGACGAAGGCAGUAAUCUACAUUCAUGCCAAGAUCCAGUAGGAAUGCGCUGCUAGUGGGCCGAUUGUCCUGCGAGGCGAUUCCUUGCUUCACACUCUAUACUUUUUACGGUUAAUUCAGAAGUCUAAAAUUGUUUGUUAAUCCAGCUAACGCUUGCGAACACAAAGCAUGCUAGUUGCUGAUAUUUACGCACCGUUGAAAUUACGGAAAUUCCACACGUCCAGAGACAUGCAUAAAAUUCAAAAGGAAACGAGACCACCUAACAGUAGACACUAGGAACAAGCCAGCUGAAGAAGACGAUCCCGUUCACAAGUUAUAAAUUCCAAUUAGUUUCUCUCUCUCUGCAGCGAGCAAAGUGAACAAGAACUGAAGACCUUCUUUCCAGCCAGGUCGUAAUAACUCACUUUUUUCCUCUUCUCAGUUUCUCGCUCUCUCUUCCUUAUUCCAGAACACUCCUUGCAAUGAAUUCCAAGUGGAUUUUCAUGGAAUGCAGAUUCUUGAAGGAAUGCAUAAUUGGCUCGAAAACUUGGGCCAACGUCUUGUCGCCUCUAAUUAAAUCGAGAGUCCUCAUGCACGCGAAAAGACAAUAGAAGUGCAGCUGAACUCCAGCCCCUGCGCCUUUGUCCCAGUUUUGCAGUCGAAUGAAGGCACUUCGUCGGGAUCACAAUUUGUUGAAAUGCAAAUAGAGAGCGGCUGCAGAGUCCUUGCGGAAUACCAGUGUACUAGGAAAUACAUUUGAGGCGGCACACUUAGCAUAUGGUGUCAAGUUGAAGAACAAGGCGCCUGCAGGGGAUAACGACAACUCGAGAACGCCUAGGGAGGAAGCGCUGGAAUCAAAUUGUUGGGCAUUUAAGUGGUGGGUCUUAACGUACCUUGCCGUGCGCAAGCAACCUGAUCGCUUGGAUAACCGGUUAGCUAACAUGUUAAUUUCAAAGUUGUUUUAGUUUGUCAUAGUUUUACCCAAGACUUCGGUCUUGUUCGUUUCAGCCGCACCUUUGGAUUACGUCAACCCUGAAAAGCAUCGUCCAGCACUAGAACGAUUUAGAAGAGGAAACUAAAAAAUUAAUUAUCGGAACAUUCCCGAGUAAAUACUUCUAUUAUUUUUCGCUAGUCCGUUUGCGGCGCGAGCCCUUUCAGAUUCCCUUUCAGAUUCCCUUUCAGAUUCCCUUUCAUUGUGGAACUCAAUUAUGCAUCAAACGGGUCUUUGUGCAAUAUAGAUUUUGCCGGCAUUGGAAAGAGAUGACAGUAGAUUACUGCCUUUGUCAGUCAGACGUACGCGCCAGACCGGAAUAUGAAAAUAGGAAGUUUGUAUGGCACGGAAGUAUUUCUGAGAACGCCGAGUUGUGAUUUGAACGUACACAGUAAUCACUUUGUACAUACAUAUAUAUGUAUAAAAUAUAAGAGCUUGUUCCGACAUGCGAAGCAAUUAUGACAUGUUUUCUAUGAUGGAGUUUACUGUAUAUAAAUUAUUAUAAUAAAAUGUUGACAAGUA